Molecule: messenger RNA, 7634 nt
Organism: Mesocricetus auratus (golden hamster)
Lineage: Eukaryota; Metazoa; Chordata; Mammalia; Rodentia; Cricetidae
Gene: Lepr
Product: leptin receptor
Exons: 19
Coding region: 552-4043 (1163 amino acids)
Biological process (GO): cytokine-mediated signaling pathway
Cellular component (GO): external side of plasma membrane; membrane
Molecular function (GO): protein binding; cytokine receptor activity
Source: RefSeq, a predicted model, not a curated record
GCCAGUGGCGCGCCCGCGUUCUUGUAGCCGGCACCUUCAGACCAGAGACACACACAUUCCAGGCAUCCCCUGCCACACGUCACCCCGCGACACAGGUGGGACCACCUUCCAGUCCUGAGCCCCUGGCGCGGGGCCACCCAGGGCUAAGCAGUAGGACGCAGCAGGUCUGGGAACCAGGCGCUUGGUUUGGGCGGCACCUGCGGAGGGCCGUGCAACUUCUUCAGGCCUCCUGCCACUUUGGAAACUGCCUGGGACUGCAACCUCUUCAACCCCGAGGGCCCAGAGAGGGUGGGUUGGUUUGAAAGACAAAAGGAAAAAAAAAAAAAAAAAAGAUGUGUUGUGGGGCGGGCUAAGUUUCCCACCCUCUUCCCCCUUCCCGAGCAAAUUACAAACAAAACAAAUAGAAAAGCCAGCCGGGCAGCCAACCAAAGCCCCAAGAGGAGCCCCAGCCGAAACACUCGCUCCUUUAAAAGGAUUUGCAGCGGUGAGGAAAAAACCAGAGCUGACCGAGGAAUCCUUCUGCAAACCCAGGCACACAUAUCUGAAGUAAGAUGAUUUAUCAGAAAUUCUAUGUGGUGUUGUUACACUGGGAAUUUCUUUAUGUGAUAGCUGCACUUAACCUGGCAUAUCCAAUUUCUCCCUGGAGAUUUAAGUUGUUUUGUGCACCGCCAAAUACAACGGAUAGCUCCUUUCUUUCACCUGCUGGAAUCUCAAAGAAUGCUUCUGCUUUGAGUGGGGCCUAUGAAGCAGCUUUCGAAGCUAACUUGAAUGCAAGUAGUGUCUACGUUUCUGAGUUAUCCAAAACCAUUUUCCACUGUUGCUUUGGGAAUGACCGAGGUAAAAACUGCUCUGUGCUAGCUGGCAACACUGAAGGGAAGACACUGGCUUCAAUGGUAAAGGCCUUAACUUUUCACCAGCUAGGUGUAAACUGGGACAUAGAGUGCUGGAUGAAAGGGGACUUGACAUCAUUCGUCUGUCAUAUGGAGCCAUCCCUGAAGAGCCCCUUCAAGAGUUACGACUCUAAGGUCCACCUUUUUUAUGAUCUGCCUGAAGUCGUAGGUGAUUUGCCUCUGCCCCUCUUGAAAAACAGUUUUCAGACUGUCCAGUGCAACUGCAGUGUUCGGGAAUGUGACUGUCAUGUGCCAGUCCCAAGAGACAAACUCAACCACUCUCUUCUGAUGUAUUUGGAAAUGACGUCUGCCGGUGUGACCUUUCAGUCACCUCUAAUGUCAGUGCAGCCCAUGCUUGUCGUGAAGCCUGAUCCACCAUUAGGUUUGCAUAUGGAAAUCACAGACGAUGGUAACUUAAAGAUUUCUUGGGAUAGCCCAACAGUGCUACUGUUUCCACUUCAAUAUCAAGUCAAAUAUUUAGAGAAUUCUACAGUUAUAAGAGAGGCGGCUGAAGUUGUCUCAGCUCCAUCCCUGCUGCUACACAGUGUGCUUCCUGGGUCUUCAUACGAGGUUCAGGUGAGAACCAAGAGAUCGGACGGCUUAGGAGUCUGGAGUGACUGGAGUUUGCCUCGAGUCUUUACCACACAAGAUGUCGUGUACUUUCCACCCAAAAUCCUGACAAGUGUUGGAUCGAAUGCUUCCUUUCAUUGCAUCUACAAAAAUGAAAACCAAAUUAUUUCCUCAAAACAGAUAGUUUGGUGGAUGAAUCUAGCUGAGAAAAUCCCUGGAAUCCAGUAUAGCUCUAUGAAUGACCAUGUUAGCAAAGUUACUUUUUCCAACUUGAAAGCCACCAGACCUCGGGGGAAGUUUGCCUAUGACGCAGUGUACUGCUGCAGUGGGCAGGAAUGCCAUCACCGAUACGCCGAGUUAUAUGUGAUUGAUGUCAAUAUCAAUAUAUCAUGUGAAACUGAUGGGUACUUAACUAAAAUGACUUGCAGAUGGUCACCCAGCACAAUCCAAUCACUUGUGGGAAGCACUGUGCAGUUGAGGUAUCACAGGAGCAGCCUGUAUUGUUCCGAUAGACCAUCUAUUCAUCCUGCAUCUGAACCCAAAAGCUGCAUCUUACAGAGGGAUGGCUUUUAUGAAUGUGUUUUCCAGCCAAUUUUUCUAUUAUCUGGCUACACAAUGUGGAUCAGGAUCAACCAUUCUUUAGGUUCACUUGAGUCUCCACCAACAUGUGUCCUUCCUGACUCUGUAGUAAAACCACUGCCUCCAUCUAGUGUGAAAGCAGAGAUUACGAUAAACACUGGAUUAUUGAAGAUAUCUUGGGAGAAGCCUGUCUUUCCAGAGAAUAACCUUCAGUUCCAGAUUCGAUAUGGCUUAAAUGGAAAAGAAAUACAAUGGAAGGUACAUGAGGUAUUUGAUGCAAAAUCAAAGUCUGCCAGCCUGCCGGUGCUGGACCUCUGUGCAGUCUAUGUGGCCCAGGUGCGCUGCAGGCGCUUGGAUGGACUUGGGUACUGGAGCAAUUGGAGCAGGCCAGCCUACACGCUUGUCAUGGAUGUAAAAGUUCCUAUGAGAGGACCUGAAUUUUGGAGAAUAAUGAAUGGUGAUAUUACUAAAAAGGAGAGAAAUGUCACCUUGCUUUGGAAGCCCCUGAUGAAAAAUGACUCCCUGUGCAGCGUGAGGAGGUAUGUGGUGCAGCAUCGUACUGCCCACAAUGGGACGUGGUCAGAAGACGCGGGAGAUCAGACCAAUCUCACUUUCCUGUGGGCAGAGCAAGCACAUACUGUUACGGUUCUGGCCAUCAAUUCCAUUGGUGCUUCCCUUGCAAAUUUUAAUCUAACAUUUUCAUGGCCAAUGAGUAAAGUGAGUGCCGUGCAGUCACUCAGUGCUUACCCUCUGAGCAGCAGCUGUGUGAUCCUUUCCUGGACUCUGUCACCUGGUGAUUACAAUCUAAUCUACCUGAUUAUUGAAUGGAAGAAUCUUAAUGAAGAUGAUGGAAUCAAAUGGCUUAAAAUCCCUUCGAACGUUAAGAAGUAUUAUAUCCAUGAUAAUUUUAUUCCCAUUGAAAAAUAUCAAUUUAGUCUUUACCCAGUAUUUUUGGAAGGAGUUGGAAAACCAAAGAUAAUUAAUGGUUUCACCCAAGAUGAUAUGGACAAGCAACAGAAUGAUGCAGGGCUGUAUGUGAUUGUGCCCAUAAUUAUUUCCUCCUGUGUUCUACUGCUUGGAACAUUGUUAAUCUCACACCAGAGAAUGAAAAAGCUGUUUUGGGAAGAUGUCCCAAACCCCAAGAAUUGUUCCUGGGCACAAGGACUUAAUUUCCAAAAGCCUGAAACAUUUGAGCAUCUUUUUACCAAGCAUGCAGAAUCAGUGAUAUUUGGUCCUCUUCUUCUGGAGCCUGAACCCAUUUCAGAAGAAAUCAGUGUCGAUACGGCUUGGAAAAAUAAAGAUGAGAUGGUACCAGCAGCUAUGGUCUCGCUUCUUUUGACCACUCCAGACCCUGAAAGGGGAUCUAUUUGUAUUAGUGACCAGUGUAGCAGUGCUACCUUCUCUGGGGCUCCAAGCAUCCAGGUAACCUGUGAGGAUGAGUGUCAGAGACAACCCUCAGUUAAAUAUGCAACUCUGGUCAGUCACUCAAAGACAGCAGAAACUGAUGAAGAGCAAGGGCUUCCACAUAGUUCUGUCAGCAAGUGCAUCGCCAGUGGACACUCCCCGCUGGGAGAGUCUUUCCCUGGCAGCUCCUGGGAGAUAGAGGCCCAGGCGUUUUUCCUAUUAUCUGAUCAGCAAACCAACACGAUUUCACCACAACUUUCAUUUCCAGGGUUGGAUGAGCUUUUGGAGCUGGAAGGAAAUUUCCCUGAAGAAAAUCAAAGUGUAAAGUCUGUCUAUUAUUUAGGGGUUACCUCCAUCAAAAAAAGAGAGAAUGAUAUGUUUUUGACUGAUGAGUCAGGAGUAUUGUGCCCAUUCCCAGGCCACUGUCUGUUUAGUGACAUCAGAAUCCUCCAGGACAGUUGCUCACACUUUGUAGAAAAUAAUUUGAAUUUAGGAACCUCUGCUAAGAAGACCUUUGUACCUUACAUGCCACAAUUUCAAACCUGUUCCACUCACAGUCAUAAGAUAAUGGAGAAUAAGCUGUGUGACCUCACUGUGUAAUCUCAUUCAAGAAGCCUCCAGUUUUGUGUUCCAGUAGAGCGUAUCUAUGUGUAAUAUAUUCUCUUAAUGUUGUGGGUGUGGGAGACAAGUGUCAGAUUCUAGUUUGAAAAUGAAUGUUUCCAAAUUAAUUGUGUCUAUCUUCUCUCAGUAAUACAAAACAUAUAAGGAAGCCUUCUUGAGUAUAGCGAUAUAGAUGGACUCUUAUUGAAUACACUGCCAAGCCAUCACGGGGAGGUCUCUUUAUUUCUAGCUAAUAAUAAGCCCAGGAAGUAGGAUUUCUCUAAACAUCUAGCCUCUGUGGAAAGAAUAAAUUCCAACAUUAUAUCGUCACCUGAAAGGAAGUCUUCAAACUAAGAUCCCUAAGAUAUAAUUGUUUGUCUUACCUUGAAUCGUCUUGUGUUGUGCAAUUUUAAACUGACUAGGUAUCCUUGUGUGCUUUGGAAGUAUGUGACAUGCUUGUACUUUGUGCUGCCUGACUGUAUUAUUUGAAGUAUCACUCCAUUAAAUGUUGACUAUAAGCAGAGACUUGAACCCUACUCUAAGAAGUUACACUUUUGAAGAGGGUCAGGUUAGCUGAUCCUUUUGCAACAAAGCCAGAACCCAUGACAGAAGAUGAAAGCAACUGUUAGAAUGACAGUUUCAUCACCAGUGCUUUGAUGACAGCGUGAGCAGCUUUGAGAACAAGAUGCCAGCCUUGACUAAAGUUCACUGAAGCGAUUAUUUUCUGAUACAUUGCCAAAUGUCACUUCAUGGCCCUCUAGAAUCCCUCCCCAUCUCUUCUGGGAUGCUAUUUCUCCCCCCUGAGUAUCAUUACAUAAAAUAACCACUGGGCUUUACAGGUUGCAUACUUGCUUGCUGCAAUCAUUGUUCGAGGAGCAUGCUACACAUUCCCAUUGUAUAAUUAUCCCCUGUCAAGGAUGAGGCAAUAAUUAAGUCUUUUGCCCAAAGUCCCAGACUUAAUGAUUGAUGGAACCAGAAUUCAGAUUAGUUCACAUCAUUUUAAUACUAUUGAUUGAAUCUUAAACCCAGCUCUUACAUUGCCAUGUUUUAAAAUUAAAACAACUGAUACUAUCAAGGAAGACCCAGUGAGAGGAAACAGGGUGAUGGGUGAAUAAUUGAGACCUAGUCUUGUUGAAAAUUGGUAUGAGGUUGGACUUGAAAAUCGAUGUGGGUAUGUAUUAUUUAUUCCAUCGUUUGAUAUAGCAGGAUGAUUCAAAUACAUCUUAGAAAACAAGAAAUUAGGUUAAAAAAAACCCCACACAUUCAGGUGUUCAAUGUCAAGAAGAAUUCCUAAAAUAUCAGUAUCAUACAGGGAAUGCCAUUGUGUUCAACAGUAUGCGUAUGUAUGGCCAAACACCAUCAGCAUUUCAUACUUACCUGAGACUGGGUUGUUGAUUUCACCAUUCACUUAAGUAGAUCCCGCCAUGCCAUCUCUACCUCCAAUUAGAGCUUUAUGGAUGAGCAGGUCUAAGUGUUAAGAGAGACCCUGAUCCUAAUUAUAUUUUUCCAGGCUUUGUGUUCAGUGAAGCCAUCAUAUGACUUGAGUUAGUAAGAAGGUUCAGGAUCUCACCAUCAGCUGAUACUGGUUUUAUCAUGUGAAGAUAGAAGAUAAAAGAACACUAAUUGCUGUUCUCUGUAAUGACACGGGAAAAGUUUUGUUUCCACUGGUGUUCAGUAACAAAUUAUUACAUGUUGAAAUCGACCUGUCUAUCGCUUUUAAUAUUUGCCUAUUGGGUAGAGCCUAUUAAUUGUAGGUACAGUAUAGAAGACAUGGGAAAUUUAAACUGGAGAUUACCCACUGAGCACAUCCACUGUAAUGGCAUGGGCUUGGGCUUUCUGGGCCCAGAACAGUGUGUAAGAGAAACCGAUGGACAUUUUAAUCAGGUCAGGAGUGAAUCUUGUGUGACAGCCAUGGUGAAUUCACCAAUCAUUGGUCAAUAAGAUACUGCAGUUUUAAGAUAGAGACAUCUAAGCCGGGCGGUGGUGGCGCACGCCUUUAAUCCCAGCACUCGGGAGGCAGAGGCAGGCAGAUUUCUGUGCGUUCGAGGCCAGGCUGGACCGAGAGCCUCCGAAACAAUACAGAGAAACCCUGUCUCGUAAAAACCAAAAAAAAAAAAAAAAAAAAAAAAAAGAUAGAGACAUCUAGGGACAGCAUGUGAAUGGGAGCUCAUUUUUCUGUGCUGAGGUGAGUUUGCUUCUAAAAACAGAAAUUGCAUCAGAGAGACUGACUGACAUCUGCAGCCCCAGUCAGAACAGAGGCUGAACUGCAGGCUUUGGCCCGCAGGAUAAGACCAAGUUUAUUGCCAGCGACUUAGAUCCCGACUGCCACUAGCAAAAGUUUCUUAGUUUUUGUUUGUUUGUUUAGUUUUUUGUUGGUUUUUGUUUCUUGAGACAGGGUUUCUCUGUGUAGCCUGUCUUGGAAUACUUUAUAGACCAGGCUGGCCCCGAACUCACAGAGGUUCACUUGCCUCUGCCUCCCGAGUGCUGGGAUUACAAGCUAGCACCACCACCACCCAACCCACUUGUGAAAGUAAAUUUCAUUAUUGCUACAAGUUAGUCAUUGGGUCUUUGUGAUAAAGUUCCUCAGACAGAGGGAGAGCCUGGAUUUGGGGUUGGGAUUUCUACCCUUAGUCUUGACAGUUCUACAAUUCUUCUCAUCUUUUUCCAGUAAAAUUAACCCCUUUCUCGCAAAUGUCAAACCUAUGUUUACAUUCCUCCUGUAGUGGUGACUUUAGCUACCCAGAGCUGUGGGAAAAUAAGCUUUGGGCUAUAAGAACUGACAGGUGUGCACACAGAGAGCAUUGGUGGCAUCCUGCUGAAUGGAGAACUACUGCAUCUACACCUCUAUGUCACUUCCAGGGGAUGUGAGACACGUCUAGAAUCUGGUGAUCUGAAGAAGAUCUUUAUCUUUGUUCAUCUUCCGAGACUCAUCUUGACAGUCAUUUUAACCAACAUUCUGAAGUAAUUCCUGAGGAAACCCAGCCUCAAACUUUAAAGCACAUAAUUGAAGUGGCCCACUGUAGAGUGAUGAAGCUGAGACUGCAUGUGAGAAAGGCCUCAGUCUGGUUACACAGCAUGUGAGGGGCCCUUUGUGAGGGGGAUGUAACCCAGUCAGGAACUUUUACUCCCUUGAGCCUCUGGUUUGAAAUAGUAAAGUGCUUCUGCACUCAUCAUCAGUGGUGAGUGAGCCACUUAAAACACAACUGGUUACAACUGAGACACCCAUCGUGACAUGCAUUUGUAUGAGCCGAAGAAACAGAUUCCAUAGAUGGCGUUUAUAGUGAAUGAAUUAUUUUUAUAUGAAAUUGAUCAACAUUUAUUUUGGAAAGUUGCUUCUGAAAAUGUCUAUUUUUCAAAAUACACUGAGUAUGAGUAACUCUAAAUUUAAUCUUAUAAAGAUCUAUGUGGCUUUGUUGUAAGUAAAACAUUAUUUUAAAAAACGACCUGAGGAUGAAGUUGAAAGAUGUUUAAUUUUGUAGUGAGAUUUGUAUAUUGUACAUCUCCUACUUUUGGAACUUGUGUGUAAGUACUGGGCAAGGAAAUCUUUCUGUUUCAUGACAAUUUGUGUGAUAAUAAAUGUUUUAAACCUAA